AUGCAAUUGCAGACUCUUUGGCCAAUCAAGGAGUCUGCAACAAUGCUUCUCAUAUUCACUCCUAUCCUAAUUCCCUUCAUCUACAUAUGCGACAACUACUACUACAGGAUCAGAGACAGAUUAAAUCUCUGCACUCUAAGGUUGAAGUCAUCAACGAGGUGCUUUAUGAUGCAACAUACAGAUAUGCAUAUCAGGUUCAUUAAGGCAGAUCAGAAUUAUGUCUCAAUAUGUUUCAGAAAUGCAUGCACAUCCAUCAAAAUCUCAAACAAGCAAUACAGUCUGUUUACACAGUCCAGUCCUAUACAUGAAAUUCUCUCCAGAAGUAAAGACGAUCAAGAAGUAAAGAAUAUAGUAGGCACCUGGUUACCUCAGGAUGUAAUUGGAUUCUGGUAUUAUUGGGGUAGUAACUUGACAAAAUUUAUGGGCUCUGUUUGCUCUGCUGAGGCUGCUAUAAUUCCCUUAAUCUCUGUUCUAUGGCUCAAAGGUAUUCUGGAUUUUGAGGUUCUCAAUUGUCNAUCAAAGGUAUUCUGGAUUUUGGAGGUUUUCUUUAAGGCGGCCUUUCUUUUCUCUGGUGCCCCUUUUGGCUACUCAUCUAACUGCUUGGAUCUAGUUUUCAAUGAGUGUUUGCUGGACAUUUUCUAUUGGCGAUUGUCUUUUCCAGGUUCUCAAUUGUCUGUUCAUGGAGAUUUUUUGGUGUCUCCAUCUGGUUGUUCAUCUUGCCUCUUGGCUUUCUCUCUUAAUACUCUGAAGCAACCAAAGACUACUGAUGCUUCCGACUGUUGGGGUUCUUGCUNCUGUUCAUCUUGCCUAUUGGCUUUCUCUCUUAAGACUCUGAAGCAACCGAAGACUACUGAUGCUUAUGACUGUUGGGGUUCUUGCUCUUCAGAUCUAUGGGCUGUAUAUUCUACAUUGGUCUUUGCCGCUGCUUCAUCUUAA
This is a messenger RNA of Ilex paraguariensis (yerba mate), 936 nucleotides long. The record is from the annotation of a GenBank genome assembly. NCBI's taxonomy places the organism in Eukaryota, Viridiplantae, Streptophyta, Magnoliopsida, Aquifoliales, Aquifoliaceae.